Chanos chanos (milkfish) is the source of this 1041-nucleotide messenger RNA. RefSeq names its product trace amine-associated receptor 4-like. The transcript has a single exon. The record is from RefSeq and is a predicted model, not a curated record. Bases 1 to 1041 code for a protein of 346 amino acids. Gene Ontology annotation, cellular component: membrane. NCBI's taxonomy places the organism in Eukaryota, Metazoa, Chordata, Actinopteri, Gonorynchiformes, Chanidae. Gene Ontology annotation, biological process: G protein-coupled receptor signaling pathway. Gene Ontology annotation, molecular function: trace-amine receptor activity.
AUGGAGCACACAGGGCUGAAUCAGACUGAUGAUGGGGAGACUGUGCUGUUGUGUUAUCCACACCUGCAAGGCUCCUGUCCUCGACUUAACAGACUACCUGUGGUACAAUUAACCAUGUAUUUUUUCAUAUCAACCAUGAUCCUAAUGACUGUUUGUGGGAAUCUUUUGGUCAUCAUCUCCAUAUCCCAUUUCAGACAACUGCAUGGUCCCACCAAUUUCAUCAUCCUCUCCUUGGCCCUAGCAGAUUGUUGUUUAGGCUGCUUUGUUAUGCCUUUUACUAUGGUCAAAAAUGUGGAGGGCUGCUGGUAUUUUGGCCAGUUUUUUUGUCAAUUCCAUUCUAGUCUUGACAUGAUGCUGUGUGCCGUAUCUAUACUGCAUCUGUGUUUGAUAUCAGUCGAUAGAUACUUUGCCAUUUGUGAGCCUUUGCAAUACAGAACAAAAAUUACAACAUUUAAAGUGAUUAUCCUUGUUGUUAUAGUGUGGUUGUAUUCGUUUGCAUUCAGCUUUGGACUUAUGUUCUCAGGGGCAAAUUCAGUAGGUUUUGAGGAAUUUAUCCUAUUGAACUCCUGUGCGGGAAGCUGUCUUUUACUUUUUAACACAGAGUGGGGGAUCAUUGCUCCUCUAGUAUCAUUCUUCAUUCCAGGAGGUGUGAUGAGCUGUCUGUACAUAAAGAUCUUUCAUGUUGCCAGGAAACAUGCCAAGGUCAUGUCUGAUAGAGUGGCCACAGUGACCUGUUCUGAUCUGAAGAACCAAGCAUCAGAGCAGAGAGAGAGGAAGGCUGCUAAAACACUGGCCGUUGUAAUGGGAGGAUUUCUGCUCUGCUGGAUGUCUUUUUUCCUUAUUCUGGUUAUUGAUCCCUUUAUUAACUUUACAACACCUGUUGAAGUUUUUGAUACUUUUUUCUGGAUUGGUUACUUUAAUUCCACUUGUAAUCCCAUCAUCUAUGCUUUUUUCUAUCCACAUUUUCGAAAGGCAUUUAAAAUCAUUCUAUCAAAAACUUGUGGGAUUAAAAUGGCCAAGAAUAUUGUGUUAUCUUUAUGA